AAACAAACCGCGCCCCCUCCCUCUCUCAUCAGUCAAAUUCUACUGACUACAACCGGAAUAAAUAACGAAGAGAGAGCGACAGAGACGGAAUCGUUAUUAGGGUUCCGCCUCUAGUUCUGUUGUUGUGAUCUCGAAUCAUUCGUUUCGGACCUGACCUCUUUGAUUGGUUCAUUCCCGGUAAAACAACUUUGUAACGAUUCAGAGACAUGGAUGUUGCGCUUCAUUCGUCGAGUCUCCCAUUGGCAAAUGCGCAUAGUUCAACAAGCGGCACUCAUUCAACGAAGCGAUGGAGUGUCAUCACCAUGGUGGAAGUCAGGGUUUCGAACGCAAAUUCAGCGAAAUUCGUGGCUUUGUCGCACUCGGCUAGGAGUAAGCGCGUGAUCAGAUUCAAGUGCGUUGGAUCGGAGUCGGCAGAGAACGCGGUCAGAAUUUUGGAGGAAGUAGAAACUGAUUCUGCGCCGAAAACUGACGAUGGAAGUGCUGGAGGUGGAGACGGGAGCAACGGCAGUUUUCCUCCCGGUGGAGGUGGCGGGGGCGGCGGCGAUGAGGACGAUAACGAUGAGGAGGAGUUUGGACCGGUGAUGAAGUUUGAAGAAGUUAUGAGAGAGACCGAAAUGCGGGGGGCCACUCUUCCUUCCGAUAUGCUGGAGGUUGCGAAGGCUACUGGACUUCGUAGACUGCUUCUUACUCGAUAUUUGGAUUUGCAGGGAUCAAUUUGGCCGGUAGGCUUUUUGAUGAGGUACUGUGGGAUGCUGAGAAAUAGAAUGCUUGCUGAUCCAUCUUUUCUUUUCAAAGUUGGAACAGAGGUAGUGAUUGAUUCUUGCUGUGCAACAUUUGCUGAAGUUCAGAAAAGAGGGAAGGAUUUUUGGGCAGAGUUUGAGUUGUAUGCUGCAGAUCUUUUGGUUGGCGUGGUUGUUGAUAUAGCUUUGGUGGGAAUGUUGGCACCAUAUGCCCGAAUAGGGAAACCAGCUAUAUCGAGUGGUUUGUUUGGACAAAUCAAACAUGCUUGUGGAGCUCUUCCUAGCAGUGUUUUUGAAGCUGAAAGGCCAGGAUGUAAAUUCACAGUGAAACAGCGCAUAGCUACAUACUUUUACAAGGGCAUAUUGUAUGGCUCAGUUGGAUUUGUGUGCGGUCUUAUUGGCCAAGGCAUUGCAAAUUUGAUCAUGACAGCGAAAAGAAACAUCAAAAAGUCAGAGGAGGACAUUCCUGUGCCACCUUUGGUGAAAAGUGCUGCUCUUUGGGGUGUUUUUCUUGGGGUUUCUUCCAACACUCGCUAUCAAAUCAUAAACGGACUGGAACGCCUGGUUGAAGCUUCUCCUUUGGCAAAGCAGAGCCCACCUGUUGCUAUGGCUUUUACAGUGGGUGUCCGAUUUGCCAAUAACAUCUAUGGUGGCAUGCAAUUUGUCGAUUGGGCUAAAUGGAGCGGUGUGCAGUAGUGGCUCACUUCCAAGAACAAGUUUUGCUGCUUUCCCUAUUAGAUAGAUGAUAAACUAUGGUGUUUAUGUUUUUACCAUCUGCUUCAAUUGCAAUGUCAUUCUUAUAGCUAGUAGUUUUCUCACAUUGCGAUUGCAAAAACCAAUUGUUAGGUGUUAAUGCUUCGUCAAAGCCUGCAAAUUUUGUUUGGGGAGCGUUUUUGUAUGAUAAACAAGUUUGUUAUUUUCAUGUUGUAGUAUUACUGAAAGGUUUCCAGUUUCCAGGUAUUUAAUUCCUUUGGGCUUAUGUGGAAUGAUUAGUUAUUAGAUC
Diospyros lotus (date-plum) is the source of this 1743-nucleotide messenger RNA. Its product is annotated as protein RETICULATA-RELATED 1, chloroplastic. The record is from RefSeq and is a predicted model, not a curated record. Gene Ontology annotation, biological process: plant organ development. NCBI's taxonomy places the organism in Eukaryota, Viridiplantae, Streptophyta, Magnoliopsida, Ericales, Ebenaceae. The transcript is spliced from 7 exons. The coding region runs from base 207 to 1436 and encodes 409 amino acids. Gene Ontology annotation, cellular component: chloroplast inner membrane.